Molecule: messenger RNA, 519 nt
Organism: Ophidiomyces ophidiicola
Lineage: Eukaryota; Fungi; Ascomycota; Eurotiomycetes; Onygenales; Onygenaceae
Exons: 3
Coding region: 1-519 (172 amino acids)
Biological process (GO): ribosomal large subunit export from nucleus
Cellular component (GO): nucleolus; preribosome, large subunit precursor
Source: RefSeq, a predicted model, not a curated record
AUGAAAACCCCAAGAUUAAAAUCAAAAGGCGCAUCCACUCGAUCUCGCGCCGCCAGACGAGAUACCUCUCCCGGUGUUGAUAUCGACAAUUCCUUAUCCUCGCUUCCGCGUGCCGAACGAACCUCUACAACCACACAUUCUGUCCUUGGGGCACGACAUGACUCUUCCGUAUCUAAGAAGAAGCAAAAGCGCCAGACCCGCGCUCAACGUUUACGGCAGGAGAAAGGGUUGGAGCGAGCGGAGGUUGUAAUGGACAAAACCGAGAAAAAGGUUGCGAAAAGCUUAAAGAAAGGAAAAGUUGUUAAAGCACGCAGGGCUGCGUGGGAUGACUUGAACAAGCCCGGCUCCAAGUCGUACAAGGUCCUGCAAGCUCAAACCGCUGACUCAAUGGACACGGAGCAGAAUGAUGGGCAAGCAGAUCCGGCUAAAAAAACAGCAUCUUCCGUUCGCCAAAUGCCGCCGACUGAGCCUAUGCAACAAGAAAAAUUUGAUUUCGAGCUCGACGGAGAGAUAAGCUAA